Messenger RNA from Penicillium griseofulvum, 825 nucleotides. Its product is annotated as mitochondrial K+-H+ exchange-related family protein. The transcript has 3 exons. Gene Ontology annotation, biological process: potassium ion transport; proton transmembrane transport. The record is from RefSeq and is a predicted model, not a curated record. Gene Ontology annotation, cellular component: mitochondrial inner membrane. NCBI's taxonomy places the organism in Eukaryota, Fungi, Ascomycota, Eurotiomycetes, Eurotiales, Aspergillaceae. Bases 1 to 825 code for a protein of 274 amino acids.
AUGCGCCUGUUCCUAAUUCCGAUCUCGACAAAACGAGUCCUCGUAUAUGCUCGACCCCUUCGCAAGGAUUUAGCGAAAGAGCUGUCAAUCCUCGAUCGCAUCACAACAAAGGCGGCGGAAACAUGGGCGAAGUGGGAGGAAGCCGACAAAGGAUGGAAGAUGCACCUUGUUCGUUGGGGAAAUAGUGUCCAGCAACGGAUACCAUACGAAGAAUGGGCCCUCAAGAGCAUUCCUUCAUUCAAAACCCAGCAGCGCAUUAAUGGAGAUCAUGGAAAGACCAAAAUUGAUGUGCUAUUCCCUGGUAACGCGGUGCGGUUGGACCGAAUUCAGGAUGUGUUGCGCAAAAUCGCCACCGAGAGACAAGAGCUUCAUCGGAAGAAGAUGAUGUGGAGCUUGAUUGCUGCACCAAUUACAGCACCCCUUGGGUUGAUACCAGUGGUUCCGAAUAUUCCCUUUUUCUAUCUGGCAUACCGGGGCUGGUCCCACUGGCGCGCAUUGAAUGGCUCAAAACAUCUAGAACUUCUCGUUGAAAAGAACAUCCUCAACCCCAUCUCAUUACCGGAACUAGAACAGCUAUAUGCCAAACGCGCAUCUGGAACUAUCGAAGGCACUACGAACGAUACACCAUAUUCCGAAAUUGCCGACGGCAUCGAACAAAGUGAGGACCGGGUGCUGUUGAAGAUGACAGAUGCCAAGAAGUUGGCUGUGAUAUUGGAUGCACCGGAGCUUGCGCUGGAAGCCGAACGAGCUAUUAUUCAGGUCAGGGAGCAGCUUGAGGCACCAAAGAAAGCUAAACAACAGGAGAAAGAUGAGAAGAAGGAUUGA